Ctenopharyngodon idella (grass carp) is the source of this 9795-nucleotide messenger RNA. Its product is annotated as mitogen-activated protein kinase 10-like. The record is from RefSeq and is a predicted model, not a curated record. Gene Ontology annotation, molecular function: JUN kinase activity; ATP binding. The coding region runs from base 259 to 1725 and encodes 488 amino acids. The transcript has 16 exons. Lineage: Eukaryota; Metazoa; Chordata; Actinopteri; Cypriniformes; Xenocyprididae. Gene Ontology annotation, biological process: protein phosphorylation; JNK cascade. Gene Ontology annotation, cellular component: cytoplasm; nucleus.
ACGUCAUCGUGCGCUCCCUCCGGUUGCUACGGCAACCCGUCUCCCGCACCCCCUCCCCUUCCCAUCCCAUCCCUACGCUGGUAGGAUCCAUAAUGGUACAGGCAGCAUCCUGCAGCACAAUGAGGUCUUUAAAACCGUCGCCUACCGGCAUGUUUUGAACUGAACAGAACUGGACUGUCACCGGACCGGGAACGUCGGACGGGCAGCUGGCACGGAAUGGGAUGCUGCACUGUGAUUGGCUGAGUCCAGUGAGAGACCAUGCUGUUGCCACAGAAAAGAGGAUUUGAUAUUAACAGAACAGUAUUUAUGAACAGACGUUUCUUAUAUAACUGCAGUGCUCCAGUCCUGGAUGUGAAGAUUGCCUUUUGUCAGGGUUUUGGCAAACAAGUUGAUGUUUCGUACAUUGCCCAGCAUUACAACAUGAGCAAAAGCAAAGUGGACAACCAGUUCUACAGUGUGGAAGUAGGAGAUUCCACCUUCACAGUUCUCAAACGUUACCAAAAUCUAAAGCCCAUUGGUUCUGGGGCUCAGGGAAUAGUGUGUGCUGGAUAUGACGCCGUCCUGGACAGAAAUGUGGCCAUUAAGAAACUCAGCAGACCCUUUCAGAACCAGACUCACGCCAAGAGAGCAUACAGGGAGCUGGUGCUUAUGAAAUGUGUCAAUCACAAAAACAUCAUCAGCUUAUUAAAUGUCUUCACACCACAGAAGUCUUUAGAGGAAUUCCAAGAUGUUUACCUGGUCAUGGAGCUGAUGGACGCAAACCUUUGCCAGGUGAUUCAGAUGGAACUGGACCAUGAGAGGAUGUCCUACCUGCUGUACCAGAUGUUGUGUGGAAUCAAACACCUGCACUCAGCCGGCAUCAUCCACAGGGAUCUGAAACCUAGCAAUAUUGUGGUGAAAUCCGACUGUACGCUGAAGAUCUUGGACUUCGGGUUGGCGAGAACUGCCGGCACUAGCUUUAUGAUGACGCCCUACGUGGUGACGCGGUACUACAGGGCCCCGGAGGUCAUCCUGGGCAUGGGCUACAAGGAGAACGUGGAUAUUUGGUCAGUUGGUUGCAUCAUGGGAGAAAUGGUGCGCCACAAAAUCCUAUUCCCCGGCAGGGAUUACAUCGACCAAUGGAAUAAGGUUAUAGAGCAGCUCGGCACACCCUCUCCUGAGUUCAUGAAGAAACUGCAGCCGACGGUGCGUAACUAUGUGGAGAACAGGCCAAAAUAUGCUGGCCUGACCUUCCCGAAACUCUUCCCUGAUUGCCUCUUCCCUGCAGACUCGGAGCACAACAAACUCAAAGCUAGUCAGGCCAGAGACCUGCUGUCUAAGAUGUUGAUCAUUGAUCCUGCUAAGCGGAUAUCAGUGGACGAGGCCCUGCAGCACCCCUACAUCAAUGUGUGGUACGACCCGGCCGAGGUGGAGGCAGCCAGGAAUCAGCAGAUAUCUAUGCCUCCUCCACAGAUCUAUGAUAAGCAGCUAGAUGAGAGGGAACACUCGAUUGAUGAAUGGAAAGAGCUCAUUUAUAAAGAGGUGAUGAACUUCGAGGAGAGAACAAAGAAUGGUGUGGUGAAGGGACAGCCCUCUCCCUCAGGUGCAGCCAUGAACAGCAGCGAGAGCCUCCCCCCCUCCUCCUCCGUCAAUGACAUCUCCUCCAUGUCCACCGACCAGACCUUGGCCUCCGAUACCGACAGCAGCCUGGAGACCUCCGCCGGACCGCUGGGGUGCUGCAGGUGACUAACCGCCUGCCUGCGCAACCCCAUGUUCUUCAGAAGGUGAACGGCCACCGCGACCCCGACCGAGUACAAAUCCACAAACCUCUGAAAAAUGUAAUUAACAAAAUAAAAAAAUUAGUUAAUAUAUGCGUAAAAUAAUGUAUCAUGAGUAAAUGAUGACAAAGUAUGCAUUUUCAUUCAAAGAAACGUCUGAAUAUGUAUAUUUAUGAAUCUUUACUAGUUGCUUUGCUUUUAAUCCCCUCAUAUGGCAUCGAAAAAAAACGAGACUUCAAAAAAAGAAAAGAAAAGAGAAAAAAAGGGCCUAAUCGGGCAUCUCUGUAAAGUGUACAUUGACUGGCUGAUAUCUAUUACCUUGCGAUUUUCUGUGCUUCAGUCGAUGUGGCAGGGUGGGCUUUUAUUUUAAAGAGCACUGUACUAUAUUCGAUCAGAUGAUUUUGAGAUGAUUUUAUUUUGCUUGUGCCGAAACUCCCAACUGGUUUCGGAUGGGCUGGUGUGUCUAUGUGCGACUCCUCGUAAGGUAAAAUAAUAAUAUGUACAAUGGCGCCCCCUAUUUUUUGUAUAUAUGUAAUUGUGUACAGUUGUGAGGCGUUCUCAGAGUGGGACUGACGGCCAGUAGAGGGAGUAUUUGCACACCUUGCCACAUUACAGCUAAUCACCCGUUUCCCUUUGCCUGUAGUCUUGCAUGGUCAGAGAAAAAGUAAUUAAGCUAAUUAUAACAUAUACAAAUAUAGAUAACUGUGUUUAUAUAACAUUUAAGGAGCUAACGGGUGAAUGAGGGCGUAUCUGUCACUCGACAGGAAUUGAGGCUGCUUUAAAGGAAGCCAUUGGGGGGUACAAGCACGGUUGCUGUCAUUUUCCGACUUUCAACAGCCCUUCCUUCGUGUUUGUGAAACUCGCCCUCUCUGCGACAGCCUUGCAUGCUUCAACUUCACCUUUGAAAGGUGUGUGUCUAACUAAGUCGAGAGCAUGCACCUCAUCUUCACAUUUUGUUCCUUGUUCACAUCCACGCAAACUAAAUCUCAUCUCGAAACUCAUAUUUUUGUGUUGUCUAAAGGGAAUCAACAUGCUUACUACCUAAAUUUCACAGCUGGAGUUUAUUAUUAAACCUGUUUAUUGUCGGAUUUGGGAAGUGCCUUUGAAAUAAUGCAGUUUCCUCCUCAAAAAACACGAAUACAGUAAACGCGACGGCUCUGGUAGAGAUGUUCCAGGUGGUGUCGGAUGUGUCAGGUCUGUUUACCCAAUCCCACAAUCCCCUAUUCAUAUAGAUUUAGAGAUCUGGCUCUUGUAUCCAAGUGUCUGAUUUAAAGUCACUGUAUGUUAAAGAAAAAAAGGCACCUGGACAAAAAUCUGUUAUAAGCCCCAGAUCGGAGAACUACAGUGGCCUCAAACAGUAUUUGGACAUUUAUAUCACACUUAAAAAUGUUAUAACAUUAAAAAUAAAUAAAAUUCAGUUCUCCUCAAGUUUACACAGGUGUAGUUCAUCACAUUAAACUAUGAAAAUGUUCCACUAACGUUUGACAACCCCAGUUCAUGUAUCAUUUAACAUACAUAUUAGUUUGAUCUUUGUUUGGGAAAAAAAAAAUGCCACUAAUAUUUUGUUAUAUAGAUUGACAUGCAUUUUAAAUAAAUGUUUGAAGUGUCCAAAUAUGCUUUGAGGCCACUGUUUGUUCCAAUGUAACACCCCCCCCCCCCCAUCCCUCACAUUUAAUUGUUCCAUUUUUAAAAAGAUGAUUAAUGUAGUUUACAUUUUCAAACACACAUGGCUGAUGUUUUUAGUACUACUAGGUAAAGUUUAGCUUCAUUGAAUAUACAUUAUGAAGUACACAGUAAAUUGAACAUAUAAUAUUUAAGUUGUACGGUUUUGUUUUGUACCUGUAUUUGUCCAAUUUGAUCCGUGUACUAAAAAUUUUAAUAAAGGGAUGAAAUACACAUGAUUUUUUGGUUUGUUUAUGUAACAAAGCUCUCAUUUUCUAACUCAUUCUCACUCAGAAACACUCUUUUUGUGGAUAAAAUUUAAUUAUUAUUAAUUAGCCUAAAUUAUUAGUAUUUUUAAUAACAUUUAUAUGGCAUUGCAUGUUUAUGUUUAUCUGAUUCUGCUUAGAGGUACACUAUGUAACUUUUGGCUGUCAAGCGGUUAAAAACAAAACUGAAUGCAUUUUGUGGAAGAAUAUUAUUUGGGUUGUGCUUCGGCUCUGCAUGACUGUGAGGAUGAAUAUGGUUAUCAUACUGCUCACAAAACAUUCACUACUAUAUAGAGAUAUAACCAGUUUAGAUGGAAAGGAUCUUAAGCUGACUAGCUGAAGAUGUUACUGUACCCAUUAAUAGACACGGUACUUCCUUGAAAAUAAAUUCCAGCAUAGCGCCACAACAACCCAUAAUAAAAUGACCCUUCACAAUAGAUAAUACAAUGAACUCUGUGAGAGUGCGACAAAUGGCAAUUUAUCUGUUCAAUAACAUACCUUACUCGCAUUUAGAGUAAUAAAAACACCAUCUCCAUGUCGCUUUUACAUUUCAAAGACAUUUACAACCAUCUCAGAGAAGCCAAACCAAUGUUGAUUGUUUUAUGAUGAGCUCUGCCUCUGUCCAAAGAUUAUAGAUAUAGAAAGACGGUUCACUACUUAUGAAUGGGAGAAACUGCAACGCGCAAUAUGGCACAAUACGUCCCGCCUUCUAAGUAAAAAAGCCAAUCGCUGAUUGAUAAAGUCAUUGCGUCACUGCAGCUGCCGUUAGAAGCUCCAGUUCCCAUAAAAACCUGAGACUCGCGUUUAGGACCGCACAUGCACAUUGGCUAGUCUAGCCUGAAAAAUAAGCUUUUUAACACUAUUUAAGCAUAAGAAACAAAAUUUAUAGGACAGUUCAUGUCAGAUUUUGUUGCUGAUUUGAAAUAUAUUAUUUAAUUGUGAGUUCGCCCAGCAGUUUUUGAGAUUUCAGGAUUCCCCCAUUCUAAUAGAUAGGACUGGGGGUGCUUCUCCAUAGAGUGGUGCAGGUAUGACGUCACUUUGUAGGCCAAUCCGGAAGCUAGCAGCACACGGGUUCCCUCGAUUGAAAGCCUAUGCAUUUUUCCCAUAGACUUUUGGAAAAUCGCAAAAAAUAAGCUCUGUGUUCAACAAAGGGUUAUGAUAAUACACGUUUUGCCCAUCAAGAUAAUUUUCACAGAUAAACAUAACUUUUAUGAAGUUUGAAGCCUAAAUGCAGUCGCCAGAAGUAAAAAGCUAAAGGUAGGCUAUAAACGAACUACACCACGGUCGCUCGACUUCAACUAAGCUUCCAACAACUCUUUCAGUUUUUAUCUAAAAACAUUUUCCCAGCACGUUUGAGUUAGAAUAGUUUAUAAGAGUACAAUUAUGAGCAUAAUGAGGCUGUAAAAGCAGACUGAGCUUACCUUCUCAGAGUGAUGACGAUUAAUGUCCCCGACUGCCUGUGUAGUCCCAUUUAGCCACUUGUUAGCAACCGCCUUUUUCAAGACACAUAACAGCUUAAAAAAAAUCACAAGUGGGGUAAUACUGAUGCAUUUUAUGUCGUAGAAUAAAUCGUGAAACUGUCUUGAGCUUGCGUUCACCACAGACUUUAUUUCAACCAUUUAACCAAAAUCCCAUUCAAAAAACCCAUUGCCUUCGGGGCGAUGGAACCGGAAGUGCUAAAAUGCUAACUCAUUUCCGCAUUUUGGCCUACAAAGUAAUGUCAUACCUGCACCACUCUAUAUCCCUCCUUGUUUCCUCACUCCUAUGACCCGGAAACCGAUCAAGCUCAGCCAAUUUGUAGGACAUCUCAAUUCUCUAAUUGCACCGUGAGGAAGCUUCCUGAGGAGUCAUGAUCGAGGAUACACACAGAGAUUGUAUAUUAUAGGGAGAUAAGAGGGUCUGUAUCUCUUACCAUUGGAGAAAGCGUAACGGCUAACGUAAUCACGUGCGGCACCACUCAGCCUAUCGUGUAAUGGUCCCCUUCCCUGCUUACCGCCACAGCCAGAGCGUUAGCAUUAGCCUUAGGUUGCAGGCUUGCCUUCCAGUGGCUUUGAUACUCAGGCGCAUCCUUUGCGGAAGUCUUUAUCGUCGAGAAACCUGACGCACGUAUACAUUCUCCUCCCCCGUCACAUGUGUCAAUAAUUUAAAUGUAAUCUUUACUUUUGCAGUUUAAAUAAACUUAACAUCUCACAUAUUUCAACGGAGCAUCUUGAGUUAUUAAUAUUUUUUUUUUUUUUAAAUAACCAAUGAGGGCAGAUCCCUCGAGCGCAGCUGAUGACGCUUUGAAGUGACGCUCGGGUGAACGAGAACGUUCCAAUACAAAUAACAUUUCCUUCGAUUCCUCCGUCCUCGUUUUCUUUCCUUGCAUCCUCCCCUCACAUCCUACGGGGGUGGAGCUGAGACGCGAGGAAAGGAAGCACAAAUAAGAAAUGAGAAGCACCCUUGGUCUUGGAUGCCCGAAAUAGCUGCCCGGAGGCGUUGCAAAUAUGGCCGCCGAGUGAACAUACUUUCCUUGAAAAGGACUUUGCUCUGUCGCGUUCUCUGUUUGCCAACAGACUCUCCUCUGUUCGGCGUUUUUUUUUUAACGGGUGAUUCCCCUCAGGUUGAAGAUUUAGCUGCUGCUGCUCCAUGUAAAAUUUUCACUCUCGUUGUGAAAACUAACUUCCAACUCCCACACCAUACACGCGUAAAAAUAGAGCAACUUUUCUCUUAUUUACCGAUGUGGCGAGACACGCACGGGCGAGUGACAUACUUUAUGUACGCAAAUUCCCGCGAGAACCAUCCUGUCAGGUCUAAAAUAUAAACACCUAUAGGCUUACCGUAGUGAAUCAGAGCACGACAAAAACACAAUAUUAUAUUAUUAUAAAUUAACUCGUUGUUUAAAUUUUGUUUAUUUUGAACAAAAAAGUUUCAUGGUGUACCUCUACGUUUGUUUUUCAGUUAACAAAUGUGUUCAAUUGAAUUUUUUGUUUUAUGACAAUAACAUGCAUUUAUCACCUCUAACAUCAAAUAUUGACCCUAUACGUGUCAUUACAUAUUCUAGCCUUCCAUCUGACACUUUUAGAGCUGAAUAUAUGAAUUGUUCAAACAUAAAACUUAAGAAUUUUGAUAUUGAAAGCCAUUUAAAUUCCUAUUUUAUUUGCAUGAACAUCAUCAUAAGUUUCCCAACCUAAUCAGACAUUUCCGCCAUAACAACCUUAUAUGGUACAAAGUAAUAGGCUACAUAUCACCUCUAGAGGACAGAGAGGGGUUCUGGGAGGUCUCCAGUCUCUGCAAAAUAAUUCAAUAUGGCUGCUGAUGAUUUUACAACAGGGUGGACACGUACAUAUAUAGUAGCUUUUGUAUUUCAAUUGUUAGAAUUCAAUAUUACUUGUAAAUCGUUGCGUUGUGUAUCCAAUUUGUUGAUUACAUUUCAUUUUAGAAUAGACGGACAACAAUGUGGUGUGGCAUCUUGCAUUUUAUACAGGUUAUUUUUCAACGAAAGGACCCUCCUUUCUGUUGGGUCGCGCACAGGGUUAAUUUUUAUGACUCCAUAGUCUCAGUUAUCCAUUUUGAACUUCGCAUCACUUAAACCAGUUGUUAUGAAACUAAGCUCAAAGCGUUAACAUGAUGUAUUAACUCAAACUCUAAGGUUUCCUCAUAUAAGAGGUUGAAAUGAGUCGAGUUUCAGCCCAGGAGUGUGCAUUUCUCCCAUGGUGCUUCAAAUAAAAAACUUUGGGAUUGAUUUCUCAGAAUGGCUUUUGAUUAAAGUAGGUGUCAACACUGAAUGUUUGUACUUUUCACAAUGUUAUAAUGCUGCUUCUGAAACCAUUAUAAACCUGCGAGAACAGUGAUAUACACGGGAUGCCACUACUGUUGCAUUGUGGGUAAAGUACUGAGUGUUAAAGCUGCAGGUGUGCUGUAAGUGCUGUAUUGUAGAGUUUGACUUUGUCUCGUAACAGUGGCGGUGCAGUUUGUGAGCAGGGAACGAAAGAAUGGAAAUGAUGUAACUUAACAAUGUGCUAUUAUGAUGUCAUCGUUUAAACUCAAGCUGAUUGGUCGAGAUGGUGGCCUUAACAGAAUUGUAAAAUAUUCCCAGGUUUUGUUUUUUAAGGUUUCGAUUAAAUCUGUUAAUUAGUCCAAUUAAAAAUGAUGCAGUCUUGUAUGUUCAUCAAAUGAAUGCAUGUUCACUAGAAACAGUUCAGCAGCUCCCAGUGUACACAUCUGUCAUGUUAUGUUUGAAAUCAAGGUAUAUUUAAUGUAAUAUUUUAGUAUGAAGUACAUACUUCCAUAACAAUCUGCACAACAAUGUACAGUUGAUGAAUCUCUGUGUCACUGCAAUCAAACAUGAACACUCAGAGCAAUACAGACCACUACAUCCUUUACCACUGACCUGUUUUCAUUUUUUUCCUGUCUUCACUUUCCUUCUUCCUUACGUUUUGUUCCAGUCCUUCCUUCCCAUAUAUAUUUUCCUUAUUUCCUUUUUCUGCAUUCACUUUCCUUCUUUGUUGCCUUUCCUUUUCAUCCUUGCUUUCUUUGCUUUUUCGUCUUCAUUUUUGUUUCCCUUCUCUCCCUUUUUCCCUUCUUCUUUCCUUAGUUCUUUAUUGUUUACUUCCCUCACUUGCCUUUGUCUCCCCAUCUGUUUCCUUUCCGUUUUUCCUUUCUUCCUGUUUACCUUUCUUCCUUAUUCUUUUUCAUUUCUUUUUCUCUUUUUACUUCUACCUUCGCUUUCAUUCUUUUUGCUUUUUCUUUCCAUUCCUCCUGUUUCUUUUUUCUUUUUACCUUGUCCUUUCCUUUAUUUUUCCAUUUUCUUUUGUCCUGUUUGUUUCCUUCCUUCCUUGUUCUUUUUUCUGUCUUCAUUUGUUUUCCUUCCUUCCUUCUUUCCUUCCUUCCUUCCUUUAAUUUAGUUCCUUCACUUUCCUUCCUUCCUUCUUUCCUUCCUUUCUUCCUUUAAUUUAUUUCCUUCAUUUUUAUUCCUUCCUUCCUUUAAUUUAUUUCCUUCACUUUCCUUCCUUCCUUUUUCCUUCCUUCCUUCCUUCCUUCAUUCACUUUUAAUCCUUCCUUCCUUCCUUCCUUCCUUCCUUCUUUCAUUCCUUUCUUCCUUUAAUUUAUUUCCUUCCUUCCUUUUUUCAUUCCUUUCUUCCUUUAAUUUAUUUCCUUCCUUCACUUUUAUUCCUUCCUUCCUUUGUCCUUCCUUCACUUUAUUUCCUUCACUUUCCUUCCUUCCUUCCUUCCUUCACUUUUAUUCCUUCCUUCCUUCUUUCCUUCUAUUCUUUUAAUUUAUUUCCUUCAGUUUAUUUCCUUCACUUUCCUUCCUUCCCUUUCUUUCCUUCCUUUCUUCCUUUAUUUCCUUUACUUUCCUUCCUUCCUUACUUUUUCCUUCCUUCCUUCCUUCCUUCCUUUAUUCCUUCAUUCCUUCCUUCCUUACUUCCUUCCAACACUUUACUUUCUUGCUUUUUGUUUCCUUUCCAUUUAUUUCUUUCUGUUUAAAUUCCUUUCUUCGCCUUUUUUGUCCUUUCCUUGUUUCCCCCUACAUCUUCCUUCUUUCUUCCUUUUUCCCUUUCUGUCCUUUCUUCUUUUUUUCAUCUUAAUUUCGUUCUCCCCUCUUUUUCCUAUGUUCUUUCUUUCUAAGGUUAUUCAAGGUCAGAGAUCACAGUAGUGCAAUAACAAAACUCUUUAAGUGUGGAUGAACGAUGGAUUGUUUUUCUAAUCAUGAAUUCACACUGUGUACUAGUUAAUGUUACGAGUCUCAUGGUGAUGUUCAACUCAAUCAAGUCUUUAUGGUUUCAUUUUGACUCAGAUGGUAUUUUUAAGCCUCUUUCUCUCUCCAUCUAUCUCUUUCCGUGCUGUCAGUGAGCCAUUCUGUUGAGAGAUGGAGGCUGUGGUUCUUUACACAGUGCUUUCUGACAUCUAACGCCAUUUUCACUCCACCUGCUCCAGGCUGUUGUUCAAAUCAAAUGAUUCUACAAAUGCAAGAUAAGAUGAGAUGGUUUGGGGGAAAAAAUUAAAAAUAAAAAUUAAAGAUUUAAACAGCACUAUGAAUUGCUGUUAGCACCCGACAUUUUAAAGGUACUGUGUAUGUAAUAUAAAUAUCUGUAUGUGACUGAAAAUAAACUCCUUUGACCUUGAAA